Podospora pseudocomata is the source of this 624-nucleotide messenger RNA. RefSeq lists its product as uncharacterized. Lineage: Eukaryota; Fungi; Ascomycota; Sordariomycetes; Sordariales; Podosporaceae. Bases 1 to 624 code for a protein of 207 amino acids. The transcript is spliced from 2 exons. The record is from RefSeq and is a predicted model, not a curated record.
AUGGGUUUAUAUCCGCUCGCAGAGCAGCAGUCGCCGAACGCCGAACCAGCGCAUGUCGCGCCUCCGGGGGUGCUGAGGGAGCUGCACGUGCCGUCCGUCGAUACAGGUGGGCCGGUAAUAGCAUUACAGAUGCCGAAGUCGCUUUGGCAUCCCGAACCGCAGUGCCCGCUCGUAUCACCACAGUAUCCGUACUCGGAGCAGCAGUCGCCGAAGGCCGUGCCGAAGCAGAUUGUUCCGCCAUUAGCAGCACCACAGAGGCCAUCAGUGGAGAGAUUCGAUGUGCUAGUUGGGACGGUGGAGCUGGUGGUUGACGUCGUGAUGUCAGACACGGUGCCAGACGUGGUGCCCGUCAUCGUCACUUCAUUUGAAGCCAACACGAUCUCCGUGGUAUACGUUGACUUCGAGAUCUCGUCCAUGGUAGUCAUGAACGUCUCUGUUAAGCCUGGGCCCCACGGCUCGGGCGUGUAUAGGCCAGCAGUCCCUGUGCGCGUGCUGGUCUCUGUGCGCGUGCCGGUUUCCGUGCGGCUCGGGAGACUGGCCGUAUCGCUGAUGAGUUGGCGUCUGCGCAUCGGCAGUGAUGCUUUACUCAUCUCCUCGGAUCGUUUCUUGAGGAUGAAGUCGUAG